Molecule: messenger RNA, 1293 nt
Organism: Etheostoma spectabile (orangethroat darter)
Lineage: Eukaryota; Metazoa; Chordata; Actinopteri; Perciformes; Percidae
Product: protein FAM167A-like
Source: RefSeq, a predicted model, not a curated record
CGCUCCAAUCGCCAAACUGCCAAUCCAGAAAGCCAACUUCACGUGAAUCCCGAAAGACUGCAUACAUCACUGCGCCGAUGGAGUUUAAAGAGUUUGGAGGAGAGUACGAGGGAGACAUCGAGGAUCUGGACAGCGUGAAAGCACUAACAGAAAAGUUGAAGUUGCAGACUCGCAGACCGUCCUAUCUGGAGUGGCAAGAGAGAGUUGAGAGUCGACCGUGGAAGGAACGUUACCCUGCAGACAGCCUGGACUCGGGAGGACAAGUCGUCUCCAUGCCUGCAAUUCUGAGAAAUGAAAACUCAGAUCUGGUUGUGCGCAAUAUAUGUGGCUUUGAUACCAUUGAUGAUGCCUUGGAGUUUCUGAGAAAAGAGCUGAGGGAGAUGCAGGUUCAGGACAACCGUCUGGCCCGCCAGCUGAUCCGUCUGCGUGUGGAGAUCCACAGGCUGAAAGUGGAGCAGGUGUGUGGCCGUCAUAAGGAGAUGCUGGACGAUGCCACAUACGAGUUGGAGGAGUGUGGCGAGGAGUCGGACCUGCUAUGUGACAUCCCCAUGAAGGCUGCGUUCGCCCUGUCCACCCCGCUCAAACACCUGGGCCUCACCAAGAUGAACAUCAACUCCAGACGUUUCUCACUCUGUUAAAAACCCUUUAUUCAUGUUUCUGAGGAUGUUCCAUUGGCCUCCUCUGUGUUGUGUUGGAUAGAUUUUAGACUUAUUUCCUCAUCAGGAGCUGUUGAUAGAGUGGAGAGUGCCUGCCAGCUAUUGGUGCCCUGGGUAGAAAUGAAAAUGAAUAUGCACCUUGGCUUGUCAUGCAUGAGGAAGCCUCUGAGUGCAGACCUGUAAGGGCACACACCCUUAAUGCAGACACACCUUCCUGCUGGACAGAGCCCGGGCUGCUCUACUGUUGACUGUUCUUUGCUACAUUUCAUGAUAAUCACAGUUGAUAGAUGAACUCUUAGAGGUAGACUGAAAUGUACAGGAAGGAAUGGGAAUUAUAUCUUACGCCCAGUGAUUUGGUAUUGUAAAAAAAAGUUUCACUUGUGCCAAAGAAGUGCAAAACAGUUACAGGGAGAGUAAUGACUUGCUAAAAAAUUGCCAUAGAAGAAACUCACUUUAGAAAAGAAGCUUGAUGGUCACAGUACAGGAGGGAGCUUUUUUAGACAGGUCAGAUAACUUUACACCAGUGGUUCUCAACCUAAGGUUCAGAGCCCAGACGAAGGGUCACAAGCUAAAUCAGAAGGAACCACAACAAACAGAUUUCCUCUUGUCUUUACCUCUUGUUUUCUUCUUUUUUUAA